This is a messenger RNA of Salvelinus sp. IW2-2015, 3104 nucleotides long. Its product is annotated as eukaryotic peptide chain release factor subunit 1. Gene Ontology annotation, molecular function: translation release factor activity, codon specific; sequence-specific mRNA binding. Gene Ontology annotation, biological process: cytoplasmic translational termination. The record is from RefSeq and is a predicted model, not a curated record. Gene Ontology annotation, cellular component: cytosol; translation release factor complex. Lineage: Eukaryota; Metazoa; Chordata; Actinopteri; Salmoniformes; Salmonidae.
UUCCAACCGCCUCCCCAACAUGACAUGAGGGCCCAUCGCACCAUGCGUACUAGCAAGAACAAACCGGCUUGAGUAGAGCUACUACUCAACAACGUCAGGGCUGACGACAACUACUAAAUAGCUGUCAUUUGAGAGAUAAAGUGCAGACAGAAAGGCGCUUUGGGGUCCAGAAUAGACAACGGAAGAAAUGGCGGACGACCCCAACGCAGCGGAUAGGAACGUGGAGAUAUGGAAGAUAAAGAAGUUGAUCAAAAGUCUGGAAGCUGCUCGGGGGAAUGGCACGAGUAUGAUAUCCCUGAUCAUCCCGCCAAAGGACCAGAUCUCCAGAGUGGCCAAGAUGUUGGCUGAUGAGUUUGGCACUGCAUCCAACAUUAAAAGCAGAGUCAACAGGCUCUCUGUGCUUGGAGCCAUCACCUCUGUACAGCAGAGACUCAAACUCUACCAUAAAGUGCCUCCCAACGGCUUGGUUGUGUACUGUGGCACCAUUGUGACUGAUGAGGGCAAAGAGAAAAAAGUCAAUAUCGACUUUGAGCCUUUUAAACCCAUCAACACUUCUCUGUAUCUCUGCGACAACAAGUUCCACACAGAGGCUCUUACAGCAUUGCUCUCAGAUGACAGCAAGUUUGGUUUCAUUGUGAUUGAUGGAAGUGGCGCCCUCUUCGGAACCCUACAGGGCAACACCAGGGAGGUGCUGCAUAAGUUCACAGUGGACCUACCCAAGAAGCACGGCAGAGGAGGACAGUCUGCCUUGCGUUUUGCUCGUUUGAGGAUGGAAAAGAGACAUAACUAUGUGCGGAAGGUGGCAGAGACGGCAGCCACGCUUUUUUUGUGYAACGACAAGGUCAAUGUAGCAGGCAUGGUCUUAGCUGGUUCAGCUGACUUCAAGACGGAGCUCAGCCAGUCAGACAUGUUUGACCCGAGGCUUCAAGCAAAGAUCCUGAAGCUGGUUGAUAUAUCAUAUGGUGGGGAGAAUGGGUUCAACCAGGCCAUUGAACUGUCCGCAGAAGUGCUUACCAAUGUCAAAUUCAUCCAGGAGAAGAAACUAAUAGGACGAUACUUUGAUGAGAUCAGCCAGGAUACGGGGAAGUACUGCUUUGGGGUGGAAGACACACUGAAAGCCAUGGAAAUGGGUGCUGUUGAGAUCCUGAUUGUUUAUGAGAACCUGGAUACCAUGAGAUACAUCCUACGUUGCCACGGAGCAGAGGGACUUGCUAUGGCGGAGAAGGGUACCGAUGAGAAGACGUUGUAUUUGACGCCAGAGCAGGAGAAAGACAAGUCUCACUUCACAGACAAAGAGACUGGUCAGGACCAUGAGCUGAUCGAGAGCUUGCCAUUACUUGAAUGGUUUGCCAACAGCUAUAAGAAGUUUGGAGCCUGUCUGGAGAUUGUCACUGACAAGAGCCAAGAAGGAUCCCAGUUUGUCAAAGGCUUUGGUGGAAUUGGUGGGAUCUUGCGGUACAGGGUGGAUUUCCAGGCCAUAGAGUACCAAGGAGAAGACGAUGAGUUAUUUGAUUUGGAUGACUACUAGGUAGUUGAGACUGACGCGAGGGGAAAAAAUUAUUCAUCAAUUGGAAGGCUUUCCCUGAUUUGACCGAGACUGGUGGAGGGAAAGCAAGUCGUCAGGAGAGAGACCUAGACCUUCAAACAAAAGAGAUAGACGUGAUACCGUAUAUCAAUGGAUCCCUGACUUGAAGCAGUGACUCCAUCUCCUGUUUGGAGGGAGCUUAUCUUGGUUUGUUUCUCUCCACUUAAUGACGGAUUCAAAGUGACUGACAGCAAGGCCAUGCUCCUCCUGCCUGCUUGGCCUGCUCUAGGCCACACUGAUAGAAACCUGUUUUUCUCAUCACUCCCUACUUUCUUCUUACCAACUCAAUUUCCUUAUCUAUCUUUUUGUCUUUUUUUUACUGGUACUUGCUGCUGUUGUGUUUUAUGAGAUUCUGAUUAUUUAGUUUUCCUUUUUUAAAUAAAAUGUAUGUAGUGGGCAGGGGGAAAAAAAUAUUCAAUUGGAACUGCUUGACUUCCAUAUCCUGCCUCCUAUCUUUAAUUCAGUACCUGCUUUGUUUUGUCCCAUUUUCCCCUCUGGUAAUUGAUCCACUGUUACAGGUGCUGUACUCUGAGCCUAUACUGUUCUCUUGUACCUGUUUUCAUUUCGAGGACCUGUGUCCUUUAUUACUCAUACAGACUUCCCAGAGCUGAGAUUUAGAGUUGUACAGCUACAUCGUCUGUUUUUAUAUUGCCUUGUACACUACACACCCUCACCAAUCUGUCUCAUUCAGUAUAAUGAACCAUGCCCUCAGUGCUGUGCACCAUGCAUACUUUCAUGUUCCCCAGAGGCAUCUGUGUCCAAUGUUAACUGUGAUUGAUUGUCUGAAUUGCACAGUGACAGAAACUGACCAAUCUGAGAGCUAGUGUGGUUGUUGUCAGGCAGUGUUGUGUGUGUGUGUGUGGCUUGACUUCCAGGCAUAUUACUGGUAUGAGUAAUCCUCUAGUACUAUCGACAUAAAUUGAAACCUGUCCAGUUUUAUUAUUUUGAGUAUGAUUGUACUGGAUGUGAACUGUACUGGCUCUAAUUGUCUGAGUUUUGUUGAUUGGCUAUCCUAAUUUGAAUGUGGAUACUGCCAAUACAAAAGUUGAGUGCAGCCCCUCUUACCCCCCCCCCCCCCAAGAACAUCUGAACACUGUCUCUCAUCUUUCCCCUACUGUUGCAUACUGUUGGGUUGGAAGACUCCUGCCUAGCUCUGUUUCUUCCUACCAAAAAAAGUUAAGUCACAGAACAUUUUGGUCAGAGGCACUGGAUGUUUAUUUGGGGGUCUUUGUGGCUUGCAUGGUCUAAAAAAAGAAAUUGUCAGCCUGAAUGUGAGCUAUAUAAAAAGAGAAAAAAAAGCUUUAAGUACUUUGACUAUUGUCUGAAUCUGGCACGUAAGAAUGGUGUGUUGUGAUGGUUCUCCAUAGUUCCUUUUGGGGCACAGUGAGCAGUUUUAUCUAGUUAUGAAUGUGAUGUCUACUUUGCAACAUCAAGCCCAUAUUAUGACAUUUUCUAGAUUUCAUCUAUUCAUCUGUCACCAUUUUGUAUGAGAUGUAUUAAAUGUCCUCAUUGUUUGCAA